AUGUCCCUUGAGUGUGUGCAGAGGACGGGCACUGGCCCCUCGUGCACCCUGGAACGAGACAAUCGCACCCAUUUCCCUUUCUUCUCGGAUGUCAAGGGCGACCACCGGCUAGUGCUGAGCGUUGUGGAGACCAUCGUGCUGGGGCUCAUCUUUGUGGUGUCACUGCUGGGCAACGCGUGUGCCCUGGUGCUCGUGGUGCGCCGUCGGCGCCGCGGGGUGACAGUCAGCCUGGUGCUCAACCUCUUCUGCGCGGACUUGCUCUUCACCAGCGCCAUCCCUCUAGUGCUCAUCGUACGCUGGACCGAGGCCUGGGUGCUGGGCCCCAUCGUCUGCCACCUGCUCUUCUACGUGAUGACCAUGAGCGGCAGCGUCACGAUCCUCACGCUGGCGGCGGUCAGCCUGGAGCGCAUGGUGUGCAUCGUACGCCUGCAGCGCGGCUUGAGCGGCCCGGGGCGGCGGGCGCAGGCAGCGCUGCUGGCUUUCAUCUGGGGUUACUCAGCGCUCGCCGCACUACCCCUCUGCAUCUUGUUCCGCGUGGUUCCGCAGCGCCUUCCCGGAGGAGAUCAGGAAAUUCCGAUUUGUACAUUGGAUUGGCCCAACCGCAUAGGAGAAAUCUCAUGGGAUGUGUUUUUUGUGACUUUGAACUUCCUGGUGCCAGGACUGGUUAUUGUGAUCAGUUACUCCAAAAUUUUACAGAUUACAAAAGCCUCGAGGAAGAGGCUCACGUUGAGCCUGGCGUACUCUGAGAGCCACCAGCUGCGCGUGUCCCAGCAGGACUUCCGGCUCUUCCGCACGCUCUUUCUGCUCAUGGUCUCCUUCUUCAUCAUGUGGAGCCCCAUCAUCGUCACCAUCCUUCUGCUGUUGAUCCAGAACUUCAGGCAGGACCUGGUCAUCUGGCCGUCCCUCUUCUUUUGGGUGAUGGCCUUCACGUUCGCCAACUCCGCCCUAAACCCCAUUCUGUACAACAUGUCACUGUUCAAGAACGAGUGGAGGAAGAUUUUUUGCUGCUUCUUUUUCCCAGAGAAGGGAGCCAUUUUUACAGACACGUCUGUCAGACGAAAUGACUUGUCUGUUAUUUCCAGCUAA
This is a messenger RNA of Cricetulus griseus (Chinese hamster), 1086 nucleotides long. NCBI's taxonomy places the organism in Eukaryota, Metazoa, Chordata, Mammalia, Rodentia, Cricetidae. The record is from RefSeq and is a predicted model, not a curated record.